AACCUCCAUACAUCUCUUCAACAUCAUCAUUAACAUCAACAGAUAGAAAUAUCAGGAAGAAGGAGAGAGAAGACGAAGAUGGAAGAGGCAAAGGCAUUAGAGCAGCAGCAGCAAAUGUUGGUUCAACAUCAUCAUCAACAACAACAGUUCCUACUCUUACAACAACACAUCCAACAACACCACAAACAACAACAACAACAACAACAAGCAAUCUCUCGUUUCCCUUCCAAUAUUGACGCUCAUCUCCGACCUCAAGGACUUCUUCACCGUCCCAUCAUCAACCCGCAACAGCAACAGAAUUCAAACCCUAACCCCAACCCUAAUCCCAACCCCAACCCCAACCCCAACCCCAACCCCAACCCCAGCCCCAGCCCCAGCCCCAACCCCAACCUUAUCCCUAAUCAACAGCAACAACAUAACCCUCCUAAUUCAAAUCCUCCUCAUCCUCCUCAACAUCAACAAUUGCAGCAACAGAAGGUCAAUCAUCGACCCCCACCAAACCAGAACCAGAACCAGAACCAGAACCAGAACCAGAACCAGGCUGUGGAGCUCCAGAUGGCUUACCAGGAUGCCUGGCGAGUCUGUCAUCCCGACUUCAAACGCCCUUUCUCUUCCCUCGAAGACGCUUGCGAGAGGCUACUGCCUUAUCAUGUGGUGGCAGACUAUGAAGCAGAAGAGGAUGAUAGAAUCCUUGAUUCUGACACAACGGGCCAGAUGCUGUCUCGCUCCCAGCAAUGGGACCACAACAUUGCUGCCAAAGUUGCAGAGUUCAUGGUCACAUUUGAGAAGCAGGCUCUUGCCUUCAAUAUAAUUUCCCGCAAGCGUACUCUUGGUGAAUUCCGGUCAGAGGAGAGGUUGAUGAUUGAGCAGGCUCUCCUACAAGAAGAGAGGAGAGCUCUGUUCGAAGUGAGGGCAGAAAUGGAGUCAAGGGAGAAGGCUGGCAGAGAGGCUCAUGAGGCUAAGUUGAGAAUGGCAGCAGCGAUGGUUCAGGCAGAGCAAGCUCGGGUGGGGUCACAGACUCAUGCAGAGAUGAUGGCUCGAGCUCCAAUUCGAGCGAGUGCACUUGGGUCUCAAGGCAAUGAUGUUCGGAUUGGUGAUGACAUGGCUGAGCAGGAUCAAGGAGUUAAUAACGAUGAAAUGAUUAAUGGAUGGGGAAACAAUAUGCAGAGAGAUGAGAAAGAGCCAUCUGAGGAUUUCUUGAAUGAUGAGGAGACGGAAAAUGGAGACACAGGCAUGCAGAACGAGUGGCGUGAAGUGGGAGAGUUCGAUUUGAAUACAAGAUAAAUCUCAAAAUGGUGUUUAGGAGAGCUCAUGGUAUGGACAAUCAAAAAACUUUGGGCUGCAAGUUGAUAUGGGUGAAGUGGGUAGAUAAUCUUUAAAAUGGAUAGGAAAAAUGUUGUCAUUUCAUGGAUAGGACACUAAUAUAAAUAGUGGCAUGUCUACCAACCAAGUUGACACCUAUAUAGGUCUGUAAGUCUGUUGUCGAAACAUGUUCAUAAAUCAAAACUUUGUUUAUUUCAGAACGCUACUUGGGCUUUCCAAUGAAAACUUUGAUUUGCAUUA
Messenger RNA from Cornus florida, 1563 nucleotides. RefSeq lists its product as uncharacterized. The transcript is spliced from 2 exons. Gene Ontology annotation, biological process: positive regulation of DNA-templated transcription. Bases 79 to 1284 code for a protein of 401 amino acids. NCBI's taxonomy places the organism in Eukaryota, Viridiplantae, Streptophyta, Magnoliopsida, Cornales, Cornaceae. The record is from RefSeq and is a predicted model, not a curated record. Gene Ontology annotation, cellular component: SWI/SNF complex.